CUUCUAGUGGUGUCACUAUCUGGUCAUGUUGGCCAUUAGAUUUCGUGAGUAUUGAUAUUCCAAUUGUAGUGACAUUAACUCUUAUGACUAUACUCGGUUAUGGAAAUAGUAUGGAUGUCUCUCUUCUUCAACAUAACCCUGCGUUAGUCAUUCUGGCUACCUUUUAUUUAGUAUGGAGGAUUAUUUCAGGUUUCUGGUAUUUGAGCAUUAGUUUAUCGGUUAGAGCUAGAGAAAACAAUACUUAUAAUCAGUUAACUGAAGAAAUUAGUUCACAAUCUUUUCUUGAUUCAUUCAAAAAAA
This is a messenger RNA of Racocetra fulgida, 300 nucleotides long. The record is from the annotation of a GenBank genome assembly. NCBI's taxonomy places the organism in Eukaryota, Fungi, Glomeromycota, Glomeromycetes, Diversisporales, Gigasporaceae.